AUGUUCAUUGCUAAACCAAAAGGUGGUUUGCCCAGCCGACUUGCGCAUUCAGCUCUUCGCAAAAGAUAUCUUGCGAAUUCGAAUUGUCUUUCUACAUCUACCCAAACUCCCCGGAAGGAAGGAGAUAUUUCUUCCGUUUUUGUCUCGUUGUCCAGCAAGGGAGAAGCCGCACCACUCGAUGAACGUUUUGCGGAGCAAAAAAGGAGAUUGAUUGCAGACCGAGGCGACCAGCUAAAACGAAGCUGGGAUCGCCUACUCUGCAAGCUGAGAGACGAAGUCCGCACCAUCGAGGAGCGUGGGCCAGACAUCAUCCCUAGUAUCGACUUCAAAGAUAUCCAUGCCGCCCCGAGAUCUUUUCACGAGGAGCUUAAGAAGCGUGGAGUUGCAGUCAUCCGCGGUGUGAUCCCAGAGGCCGAGGCGAGGGGCUACAAAGAAGAUAUCGAAGCCUACGUGCGGGCCAACCCUGGCACAAAAGCCUUCCCACCCGAUGAUCCCCAGGUUUUUGAGCUGUACUGGUCCAAGCAACAAGUACGAGCUCGCUCCCAUGCCAAUAUGCUAGAGACACAGCGAUUCCUGAUGAGUUUCUGGCAUUCGUCUGCAUCGGAUGCUUUGAUUUCCCCUCUCCAUCCUCUCACCUAUGCAGAUCGCCUUCGCAUUCGUCAGCCCGGCGAUGCCGGCUUCGCCUUGGGACCUCAUAUUGACGGUGGAAGUUGUGAACGCUGGGAGGACAAGGGAUACGGCUUGGGCCAAGUUUACGAACGAAUCUUCGAGGGUCGCUGGGAGGAAUACAACCCCUGGGAAGCUAGCUGCCGUGUGCCCGCAGUUGCAGACCUCUAUAACGGAUCUGGGGCUUGCUCUAUGUUCCGAAUGUUCCAAGGAUGGCUGAGCUUGUCUCAUACAGGGCCGAACGAGGGAACACUACUUGUCAACCCUCUUUUGUCCAUGGCUACUGCCUAUACGCUCCUACGUCCUUUCUUCCACCAUACCACGAAACGCCCUGAAGAUGGGUGCUCUCGGAUUGCGAUGGAUACAUUCUUGGAGCCUACAAACUGGCAGCUCGAGGAUUCCCCCACUAGCAAGCUACAGGGUGCCACCCCAGGAUAUGCCCAGGAGCUGAACUCGGUUCUCCACCCUCAUCUUGAGUUGCAGAAGACUAUGGUGCAUGUUCCUAAGAUUGCACCCGGUGAUUACGUUGCCUGGCAUUGCGAUUCAAUCCACGCUGUCGACAAGGUACACAAUGGUACUGGAGACUCGAGCGUGAUGUACAUUCCCGCCUGCCCUGUCACAGAAGCAAACGUGGAAUAUGUUAAGCGUCAGAGAUCUGAUUUCAUUGAGGGUGUUCCUCCCCCUGACUUCCCCGGCGGUAUAGGUGAAAGUAAGCACGUCGGCCGGGCCAAUUUGAAGGAUCUCCAAUCCUACACAAAUGACCAGGGAAUGCGCGCGUUUGGCUUUGGCGAGUGGAACGCUGAGGAAGAGAACCUCAACUUUGGACAGCGCCGUGUCUUGAAGAAGGCCAACGAAAUACUGGGCUUCUAA
This is a messenger RNA of Penicillium riverlandense, 1536 nucleotides long. Its product is annotated as DUF1479 domain-containing protein. The coding region runs from base 1 to 1536 and encodes 511 amino acids. The transcript is spliced from 3 exons. The record is from RefSeq and is a predicted model, not a curated record. NCBI's taxonomy places the organism in Eukaryota, Fungi, Ascomycota, Eurotiomycetes, Eurotiales, Aspergillaceae.